AUGGCUUAUGAAGCUCUGAAUUCCCUGCAACAAACUUUACUCCAAAUCCUUCAAAGCAACGAUCAUCUCACCACUCAUCAUAUAAAAUCACGAAUUAUAUCCAUCCACGACAAAGCCGUUGUCUUGCAAUUGAAUCUCAACCAUUUUCCAGAUAAAGAAACAAUAAGGGAGGUUGCAAAUACAUCAGAAGAGAUUAUUCAAUAUCUUUUUUCCUCAGAAUAUCUAUCAAACUGUAAAUCAAUAGAUACAGGUCUCAGACUUUCAGAUCAGUUGGGGGAAUUGGCUGAGGAGCUCGACUCAACUGUCGGAGAUGUGGUUGACUACUGCAAGAGCAACAAAGAAGUGAGUGAUUCUCCUCCUGUUAGUGAAAUUGAAGAUCAAACGGUUGCACAGGAGCUGUCUGUCAUAAGUUCAAAUCGGUUUAGAAAUAUAGCGGAUAAAAUAAAGUCAACUGUUGGUUCCGACAGUAACGAUUCAGUUGACUUUGAUGAAGAUCCGAAUGAUUCACCAUUAUUGUUGUUAUCUCCACCCAUAAGCAAAUAUGUGGUGGUUGGUUCCGAUGAAGAUAUAUUACAGAUGAAGAACAGGCUGACUAGCAUUUCAGCCAGCCGAGAAAUCCUCCCUAUUGUCGGAAUGGGAGGCAUUGGUAAGUCCACACUUGCUAGACAUAUUUAUGAUGAUCCAAUGGUGAUGAAGCGUUUUGAUAUUCGAGCAUGGGUCACAGUAUCACAAGAUUAUAGUGUUGAAAGUAUUCUCUCACAAUUACUAGCUUCGGUCAAAGGAAAAGUGGAUCGAGAAGGAAGGGAUUCGUUGAAAGUAAUCGAAGGAAGGGGGAAUCAAAUUUACAAUAUCUUUUUGGAUGGGAGGUAUCUCAUAGUGAUGGACGACAUAUGGAGUGCCAAAGCUUGGCAUAGCGUAAGCUGGCUAUUUCCUAAAAAUCAUAAUGGAAGUUGUAUCAUAUUAACCACAAGGCUAAUGGAUGUGACAACUUAUUGUACCUCUUUGCCUGUUCAUAUGAUGUGUUUCUUGGAUGACGAACAAAGUUGGCGUUUGUUCCACCACAAGGUUUUCGGAGAUCAAGAUUGUCCUCUUGAGCUACGUAGUGUUGGGGAAAUAAUUGUAAAAGGAUGUGGAGGACUGCCUCUGUCAAUUGUAACUGUGGCAGGACUUUUAUCGAGGAUUCCAAGAACUCCAAAGUUGUGGCAGCAAAUUGAAGUAAAUGAUGGGCACUUGGGAUCAAUAUUAUCUUUGAGUUACAAUCACUUGCCUCAAGAUUUGAGGGAGUGUUUCUUGUAUAUGGCAGGCUUCCCUCAGGAUUACGAGAUUCAUGUCUCUGAACUCACCAAACUUUGGGUAGCUGAGGGCUUUUUGGAACCACGAACUAAACCUGGAACCUUUAUGGAACUAGUAAAUAAACUUAAAAUCGUAGAAGAGUCAGCAGAGCAGUGCUUGGAAGAUCUGAUCAGACAAAGUCUAGUUUUAGUCACUAGCAGGAAAAUUGAUGGCAAAAUCAAAAGUUGCAAGCUACAUAGUAUGGUGCGUGACUUUUGUGUGAGACAAGCUGGACAAGAGAAGUUCCUUCUUCAUGUUAACGACUACUUCCCUAAUCCUAUCUUGAGAAGGCAUUUUCUUCCAAAAGUCCUCCAAAAUCAUCAUCGCUUAAGAGUUAGCUGGCAUGAUCUACACCUUAAAGAUUCUUUGCAUAGCUCCACCACUUCUAUUAUAUGCAUCCCACAAAGGGGGUAUAAGCCUAAAGGAUCUGUAGAGAACUUUAGUUCAUUGAGGGUCCUUCACGUUUUACGGAGAAAUGAUCAUUCAUAUUGGGAGCUAGGUCAAGUGUUUAACUUGAUUAGUCUCACUUACCUUGCUUCCAACAUUCCUGAUAGUAUUGUCCCUCCAGCUAUAGCAAAGCUUCAGAACCUGCAGACUUUAAUUAUUUAUAGAUCUGAUGUUCGUUUGCCAGUGGAGAUUUGGAGCCUGAGGCAAUUGAGGCAUCUUAUCGCCUUCUCAUUUUAUCCUUUACCCCUCCCCGAAGGAGCAACUCUUUCUCUUAAAAACUUACAAACACUUACUAUGGCAGCAAACUUUGUAUGUAGUGAAACGAUGGUCAAAAUGAUCCUAAACAUAAAAAAGUUGGGAAUAUGCUACUCUGAAGAGAAGUUUGGAGCAGGCUGUCAUCUGUACAAUCUUAUACAUUUGCGUCGACUUGAGAAAUUGAAAUUGAAGAUGCAGAGUUCAUCUAUGCCGCAUUUUGAAAAUCUUGCUCAUUCCUCUAUCGCUGAAAAAGUUAGAAUUAAGUGGCGGGUGGAUUUCUACGAGAGCUAUGGUGAUUGUUGGUUCAUUGCCGAUUCUUCAAGUGUUGAAACUAAAGAACUAUGCUUUCCAAGAGGAAAAAUGGGAAACCAUGAGCAUGGGAUUUCAUCGUUUGAUAGUUCUGCUUAUUGA
This is a messenger RNA of Salvia hispanica, 2445 nucleotides long. The record is from RefSeq and is a predicted model, not a curated record. Lineage: Eukaryota; Viridiplantae; Streptophyta; Magnoliopsida; Lamiales; Lamiaceae.